Clonostachys byssicola is the source of this 1203-nucleotide messenger RNA. The record is from the annotation of a GenBank genome assembly. Lineage: Eukaryota; Fungi; Ascomycota; Sordariomycetes; Hypocreales; Bionectriaceae.
AUGGUGAAUGCAGCCGUAUUCAAAAAGGCACCUGUAUAUCGCCUGGGUGAGCGCGAAGAUGACCCCGCAAAGACACUCGCCAAGCUGUUAAAGGCAAACCAUGAGUCAAAUGCAGUCCUUCGUAAUCCGAGGUUGCUUUUCCACAAUCAUGUCCCUCAUGCUCUUGGAUCCUCUUACCUACUUGGUGCCGACAGCGCCAGGUUGGAGGAGAUUUACGCCGCUGAAAAGCCCAAUCUCUACGACGUGAACAGUGAUCUUGUGCGACAUGUCAUCACACGCGAUAAUUGGAGGCAGUUCCUUGGCCAGAAGAAAUACACCGCUGCGUAUGUUGACUACUUUGAUGCUGAAAUAGAAAGGGUCAACGGGGACUGGAAGAAGGUUGUCGAAGACCAUCUUUACUUGGGAACGCAACCCUUGGUAAAUUCAUUUUGCGGCGGACUUGGACACCCGUUUAUUCAUCUCGCGUACGGGUACGAGUUUAAUAGCAAGGAGGUUAUCGCCGAGGCUUUGAGUCUUGGCUGCACCGAGUAUGACCAGAUGCACGCAUAUCUGGACACCCCUCCUCCAGACACCUCUACAUACAAGACUAGGAGGAUUGCUGAUGUUCUAGAGAACCUCCGCAAUGAUAAGCGUUUCGCCAAUUACACCAAGAAUCUUGGAUUUGCCAACAUGUUCACCUUGUUCGGCAAAUUCGAGCCUGCAGUGAGAGAACAUUUCACGUCCUUGAUUGUAGACAACGCCGAUGAACAGUUGCUUGACUGGCUGCAGACGGCUGCAGCUCUUGCGACUACCGCGGCCACAAUUGAGGGCGGUUACGAUUUCUACAUUGCUCACAUACUGACUGUUGGCCACGCGCUUCGGAUCUUGAUGCCUUAUAUUCCGGAAGAGCACAAGAUCCCUGUGAUGAAGCAAUUCGGGCUAUUCGCCAUUCUUGUUUACCUCAUGGAGCUUACUCCAAGUUAUGAUCCUGCAAGCAUUCGGUCUUACAAGGCUAAAAGUGAUGGGUGGAAGGCGAUAUACCAAGAUGCUCUGGCUAGUCAGUGGUUCACUGAUGUACAUUGGUCAAAAGUAGUACGGGCACUGAACAUGGUCGAAGAGGUUAGAGGGUCUGAGGAUGAGUUUUACAAAAAAGCUGCAGACAAGUUCAUCAGGGAGUUUGAAGGGUGGACUGGCUUUGGCCUGGGCGUCGAUGCUAUUCCUUAG